CCCCAGCACCGCCCGCUGCAGCAGCAGCAGCAGCAGGAGCAGGAGCUGCUCACUCACCGCGCUAUUUUUACUCCGGGAUAUAUAAGUCCUGCACGGCCGGGCCGGGGGGGGAGAGGACUCGCACCGGCACCGCAGCAGCAGCACAGGCGCUGGUGCCCAAGAGAGAGGCAGGAAGACGGAGGACGACUUCUUUCUGUUUAAUCAGCAGCGAGGGACGGCUGGAGAGAGGAAAAAGAUGCCCAAACCAAUCAAUGUGCGCGUCACCACCAUGGACGCUGAGCUGGAGUUUGCCAUCCAGCCAAACACAACAGGCAAACAGCUUUUUGACCAGGUGGUGAAGACGGUGGGUCUGAGGGAGGUCUGGUUCUUCGGUCUGCAGUACACGGACAGCAAAGGCUACGUGACGUGGCUCAAACUCAACAAGAAGGUGACCCAGCAGGACGUGAAGAAGGAGAAUCCUCUGCAGUUCAAGUUCCGAGCAAAGUUCUUCCCAGAGGAUGUUUCUGAGGAACUCAUCCAGGAGAUCACCCAGAAGCUCUUCUUCCUUCAGGUGAAAGAGGCCAUUCUGAACGAUGAGAACUACUGUCCUCCAGAGACGGCUGUGCUGCUCGGCUCCUACGCCGUGCAGGCCAAGUACGGCGACUACAGCCAGGACAGUCACAAGCCCGGGUACCUGGCAGCCGACCGGCUGCUGCCACAGAGAGUUCUGGAGCAGCACAAGCUGACGAAGGAGCAGUGGGAGGACAGGAUCCAGACGUGGCACGAGGAGCACCGGAGCAUGCUCAGGGAAGAUGCGAUGAUGGAGUACUUGAAGAUCGCUCAGGAUCUGGAGAUGUACGGCGUCAACUACUUUGAGAUCAAAAACAAAAAGGGCACAGAGCUGUGGCUGGGGGUCGACGCCUUGGGCCUCAACAUUUAUGAGCACGAAGACAAGUUGUCGCCAAAGAUCGGCUUCCCGUGGAGCGAGAUCAGGAACAUUUCCUUCAAUGACAAGAAGUUUGUCAUCAAGCCCAUCGACAAGAAAGCUCCAGACUUUGUGUUCUACGCCCCGCGGUUGCGGAUCAACAAGCGCAUCCUGGCGUUGUGCAUGGGAAACCACGAGCUGUACAUGAGGAGGAGGAAGCCGGACACCAUCGAGGUGCAGCAGAUGAAGGCCCAGGCCCGGGAGGAGAAGCACCACAAGCAGAUGGAGAGGGCUCAACUGGAGAACGAGAAGAAGAAGCGGGAGCUUGCAGAGAAAGAGAAGGAGCGGAUAGAGCGAGAGAAAGAUGAGCUCAUUGAGCGGCUGAGACAGAUCGAAGAACAGACACAAAGAGCCCAGAAAGAGCUGGAGGAGCAGACCCGCAAGGCCCUGGAGCUGGAGCAGGAGCGGAAGCGAGCGAAGGAAGAGGCCGAGCGGCUGGAGAGGGACCGGCAGGCGGCGGAGGAGGCCAAGGCAGCGCUGGCCCAGCAGGCCGCCGACCAGAUGAAGACCCAGGAGCAGCUGGCUGCUGAGUUAGCAGAGUUCACCGCCAAAAUCGCUCUGCUGGAGGACGCAAAGAGGAAAAAGGAGGAAGAAGCAACAGAAUGGCAACACAAGGCUCUGUCGGCGCAGGACGACCUGGAGAAGACCAGGGAAGAGCUGAAGACCGCCAUGACGUCUCCGCCAGCCCCCGAGCACGACGAGCAGGAUGAGACCAGCGCCGAGGCCAGUGCCGAGCUGCUCAGCGACGGCGUCAGCAGCCACCGCAGCGAGGAGGAGCGCAUCACCGAGGCGCAGAAGAACGAGCGCGUCAAGAAACAGCUGCAGGCUCUGAGCUCAGAGUUGGCCGAAGCUCGAGACGACACCAAGAAGACGCAGAACGACAUGCUCCACGCUGAGAAUGUCAAAGCAGGCAGAGACAAGUACAAGACCCUGCGGCAGAUCCGCCAGGGCAACACUAAGCAGCGCAUCGAUGAGUUUGAGUCCAUGUGAGCCAGGAGGAAGGCUGGACACGGAGCUAAGAAGAGACUGCUGGUCUCGUUGCCAUGACAACGCCUCACUUUACUCGUAAAAAGCCUAAAACCCGCUGCCACUCCACGAGCUCCUGCUUGUUCCCAGGAGAAAGACCAGCUAUGAGGUGUGUAGCUUCAGCCUCGCCAAAGCUCUGCCCGGCAGCCGUUGGCCAGUCGCACUACUUCCUGCUUUUUAGAGCUCUGUCCUCGUCCCAACAAAGCACACGUCUUUUAAUCAGGCUGAAAAAUGGCAAGUAACUCCCUUGUACAUGACUGACAUUUUUAACGCUUGCAUGUGUGAUGAUUAAACAAGACUCUUAGACAAAACUUGAAACUGGACAGAAAUGGUUGCGCUUUUACUACAAAAUAAAAUGGCCAUUAGUAGCUGUAGCUUGUUGAUGAUGGCGGCAGGCUUAAGUAUAUUUACUUUUUUUGUCCUGAGCUGAACGAUUUAAAUAUUUUUUUUUAAAUGCCUUAUUUGUCUCAUUUCUUUUCUGUCUAGUAAUGUCAAUUUUGUUUUGGGACAGUUCUGCCGUUGUUUAUCCGUCAGUUUUACGUCAGUUUGAUUCUUGAAUGACAGUUUGCAAAAGCUCUCACGGGAACUUGUAAGCAAACGGAGACGCAGACCAGAUCUUUCUGUCCAACGAUGCAUUUGUUCAAAUAUAUAUUUUGCCCCACAAUAAAGAAUAACUUUAUAUUUCCA
This is a messenger RNA of Cololabis saira (Pacific saury), 2677 nucleotides long. Its product is annotated as radixin. Lineage: Eukaryota; Metazoa; Chordata; Actinopteri; Beloniformes; Belonidae. Gene Ontology annotation, cellular component: cytoskeleton; plasma membrane; apical part of cell. Gene Ontology annotation, biological process: regulation of organelle assembly; positive regulation of protein localization to early endosome; regulation of cell shape. Gene Ontology annotation, molecular function: actin binding; cell adhesion molecule binding. Bases 236 to 1954 code for a protein of 572 amino acids. The record is from RefSeq and is a predicted model, not a curated record. The transcript is spliced from 15 exons.